Messenger RNA from Dioscorea cayenensis subsp. rotundata (Guinea yam), 1680 nucleotides. RefSeq names its product receptor-like protein 6. Gene Ontology annotation, molecular function: protein binding. Bases 1 to 1680 code for a protein of 559 amino acids. The transcript is spliced from 2 exons. Lineage: Eukaryota; Viridiplantae; Streptophyta; Magnoliopsida; Dioscoreales; Dioscoreaceae. The record is from RefSeq and is a predicted model, not a curated record.
AUGCCUCUUGUGUUACCACCACCAUCACCAUCAUCAUCACCACCACCAGUAGGCAGUAGCAGCAGCAUGAUAAGUUCAGAUGACCGGAGUGUCUCCAUCUUCCUCCUUUUCAUUCCAUGCUCCUUCUUAUUUUUGUUCAUACUGGUACCAUUCUCCUUAUCAAGUUCCACGUCAGCAAAUUCACAACAAUGCCUGGACCUUCUCGACCUCAAAAAAAGUUUCAUCAUGCUCAAUGCAAGCACCGACAUCGACUACUACUUCCCUGCAACAACUUCACUCCCGCACUGGCUUCCUGGCACAGACUGCUGCGGGUGGGAAGGAGUCAGCUGCGACGAAGCAUCCGAUCUUGUUGUUUCUCUGGACCUCAGCGAGAGGUAUAUGGGAGGCAACAUUAUGCCCUCCCUUUUCAACCUCACCUCCCUCCAAACACUCAAUCUUGCCUACAAUAGCUUCAACCAGCUGAGUGCUGUCCUGCUUUUGGAUUUGGAAAAAUUGGCUAAUCUCACACAUCUCAACCUUUCAUAUUCCGGACUGCUGGUAGGCCAAGUCCCCAUCAGCAUCUCUCGCCUCACAAAACUCAUUUCUUUGGACCUUUCCACAUAUGACAUAUAUCCUUUGAAGCUGGAAAAGCCUGACCUUGGUACUCUCAUCGGAGACCUUUCUCAUUUAAAAGAGCUGUAUUUGGAUGAAGUGGAUAUUUCUUCAAGCACGACGGAGUGGUCCCAAGCCAUCUCUCACUCCGUUCCUGGACUUGAAGCUCUCAGUUUGAUUGAUUGUUCGCUGUCAGGGCCAAUUGACAGUUCCUUCUCCAAGCUCCAAAAUUUAUCAAUACUUCAUCUUGAUUCCAAUUCUCUGUCCCAAGUGCCUGAAUUCUUUGCAAAAUUUCCUUCUUUAAGUGUGCUGAGUCUCAAGCCAAUACCCCGGUCAAUCUGGAAUCUCAGUGAAUUGGUUAAUUUAAACCUCGCUGAUAAUCACCUCUUUGGGGACUUGCCACCAAUGCCUGCUAGUUCAAAGAUCUCGAUCCUUGAUCUUUCUUAUAAUAAUGUCACUGGACUGAUCUCCAGUACUCUCAGCUCUGCACGUCAACUUGUGUCACUUGAUUUAGCAGGCAACUCACUCACUGGAUCUAUCCCAAUGUCUUUGUUCACCCUACCGCAAUUGGAAAAGUUGUAUCUAGCUGACAACAAGCUCUCGGGUCAGCUGCAAGAAUUCAAAAACGCAUCUUCUACGUUACAAUAUGUUGAUCUAAGUGGCAAUAAUCUCCGAGGGAAGCUCCCAAAAUCACUAGCCAAUCUCUCUGCUCUCGUGUUACUUGAUUUAGGUUCAAACAACUUUGAUGGCUCAGUGGUGGAAUUAGAGUUGUUUGGCUACCUUCAAAAUCUCAGAGUCUUGGAUCUUUCAGGCAUUAACUUCUUGACCUCUAACAGAAUUGCAGAUUCUUCUCAUCUAUUUCCAUCUCUUACUCAGUUGGAAUUGGAAUCUUGCAAUCUCACGGCUAUCCCAUCUUUCUUGAAACAUAAAAAGAAUAUAUUCCUGCUAAACCUUUCAUACAACAGAAUUAAUGGUACUAUACCCACCUGGAUAUGGAGUAUUGGGAGUUUCUUUAAGUUUAUGUAUUUAGCUUUCAACUCAUUCACAGAUAUUGAGAAGACUUUCUUGAAACAUUCAAAUAAUUUUUGA